AUGUGGAAUUAUGCGGAUCGACUACGGAUGUAUAAGAUUCUCAUAACACAAACUAACAAAUAUUUUGUGCAGUUUGGAGCAAAUGGUACAGGCAAUGUACUGUGGGCUCUCACCUUAACUUACGGAAAGCUAUAUAAAACAGGUAGAUUUUCAGACCCUUCCAAUACUUCAGUAUGUGCUUAUGAUGAUGCAUCUCCUGCCUGUAUAGCAUUCAACAGUGGCUGGGGAGGCAUCAACUUCUUUGUGAUUGUUAUGAAUUUCCUUGCUGCAGUAGAAUCAAAGUUUUUGAAGAAUAUAUCAUAUGAGAUACUGCUGCUGUCUCCAGAGAAACACAAGGAUGACUUCUGUUAUUCCAUAGAGGAAUGCAGGAAAUCUUUCCCACAUGCUAUGGAUGCAGCCAAAGAGUUUUAUCAGUAUUUGCAGUCCAUGAAGCCAGCUUCUACUCUCAACAGUGUUUCUGUUUACAACACAAGUGAAGAGAGAGCAACCCUUCUAGUGUGGAAGGCCUAUCAGGCAGCUGUCGAAAUUGGAUUAGCAAAGUUCACUGAUGUGUCCUGGUAUUCUUCAGCACCUGAAAGAAAAUUCGCUAUGGACGUGCCAAUCCUCAUGGAGUUUUGUGAAACCGCAAUAUACCCCACAAAUUAUAAGACUUCAAAAGCCUUUCUUGUGGGUUUCCCAAACAGGCAACUCAAAGAAGGAGAAGAUAAAACUUCAAACACCGACUUCAAAAUGCGGGAAAAAGCAUUUCUUACUUCAGCAAAGUUUAUUUCUAGCCUCAAUAAAAUCACAGGUAUGAUUUUGAAGUAUAAGUGA
This is a messenger RNA of Peromyscus eremicus (cactus mouse), 813 nucleotides long. Its product is annotated as protein LEG1 homolog. NCBI's taxonomy places the organism in Eukaryota, Metazoa, Chordata, Mammalia, Rodentia, Cricetidae. The transcript is spliced from 5 exons. The record is from RefSeq and is a predicted model, not a curated record. The coding region runs from base 1 to 813 and encodes 270 amino acids.